This is a messenger RNA of Ochotona princeps (American pika), 1805 nucleotides long. RefSeq names its product cancer/testis antigen family 47 member C1 (gene CT47C1). Bases 327 to 1805 code for a protein of 492 amino acids. The record is from RefSeq and is a predicted model, not a curated record. The transcript has 2 exons. Lineage: Eukaryota; Metazoa; Chordata; Mammalia; Lagomorpha; Ochotonidae.
CCUGCGAGCCUCGCCCUCACUUGGCGGCUAGACGCUUCCCACCUUGUCUGGCGUCUGAGGCGCCCCUUUGCCCGCUGUGCUUGGGAAUGGCCGCUGCCCGACCCUUCCUGUCCUGAGCCUCCUCAGACAACAUUAGAGAAGUUUGUGUCUCCACAGCGGGCGCCUCUGCCUCCCCUCACCCCGAUUUUGGCGGCCGUUGGCCUCCGCUCGACGGCCGUUAGCCUCUGCUCAACGGCCACCAGCUCGCGGCCGCCAUCUUUGCUGCCGUCGUCCUCGCGGACGCCACCAACCCAGGCCGAGUGUCUGCUGAGGUACCAACGGGUGUCAUGUCCGCCACGGGGGAUCGCCAACCAACGCCAGAGGGCCAAGAAGACCUGGCAAGUCUGAUCGGAGCUGGCGCCGGGGCAGUUGAAGCGGGGCUGGGCCGCGGCCCGGGUCCUGACGAGGGCCAGGCCCCCAUGGCCGCCGAGGAGGCCGAGGCUUCAGAGCUCGAGGGAGGCCCCGGGGAGGAGGAGGCAGAGGAGAGAGAGGAGGGGGCCCAGGCCGCUGCCACGGGGGGAUCUGAAGAGGACCCUGACUGGGGGCCGGUGCCCCGGGAGGAAGAGGACCCCGACUUGGGGCCGGCGCCCCGGGAGGAAGAGGACCCCGACUUGGGGCCGGCGCCCCGGGAGGAAGAGGACCCCGACUUGGGGCCGGCGCCCCAGGAGGAAGAGGACCCCGACUUGGGGCCGGCGCCCCGGGAGGAAGAGGACCCCGACUUGGGGCUGGUGCCCCGAGAGGGGAACCAGGCCUUGGUCGUCAGGGGCGUGAAUGUUGUCCUGCACGCACACCACUUCCCCAUGCUGGGCUUCCGCUGGGUGUUCCUGGACAUGAGCAAUUCAUUCCUCCACCGGGUCUAUCGUAACGACCACAUCCUGAUCCGGGCACCCAGAGCUCGCGUGAAUCUCAGGCACGAUGCCCCCACGGCCCCUGCAUCCCCCGAGCCUCCAGUGCUCCAUGUGCCUGAGCUGCCCAGGGUCAGACCCGCAUUAAGCCUGGGAUAUGGCGGCCUCCCCAGCCUGCCUCCGGCCGCGCCCGUUCAACAACUCGAGGGCGCGGUCGGGCCUGCUCAAGAGUCUGAGCAGGCCAAAGAUGGCGUCACCACGACCUGGGAAUCCACAGAGCCUGUAGAGGCGGCCAUCAGCGAGGAGGCCAUCAGCAAGACGGCCAUCAGUGAGGCAGCCACCAGAGAAGAGGCCAUCAGCGAGGCGGCCAUCAGCGAGGAGACCAUCAGAGAGUCAGCCAUCAGCAACGCUGCCAUCAGCCAGGAAACUAUCAGUGAGGCAGUCAUCAGAGAGGCGGCCAUCAGAGAAGAGGCCAUCAGUGAGGCAGCCGUCAGCCAGGUGGCCAUCAGCGAGGCGGCCAUCAGCGAGGAGACCAUCAGAGAGUCAGCCAUCAGCAAUGCUGCCAUCAGCCAGGAAACCAUCAGCGAGGCAGUCAUCAGAGAGGCGGCCAUCAGAGAAGAGGCCAUCAGAGAGGCGGCCAUCAGCAAGGCUGCAGAGGAGGCUACCAACAAGGUCAUGGAGGUGGCCCUGGAGGAGGUUACAAAAGAGGCCACCAGCAAGGCUGUGGAGGAAGCCAUGGCGGAGGCUGCCAGCAAGGCCGUAGAGGAGGUCAUCAGCAAGGCUGUGGAGGAGGCCAUCCAGAAGGUGGUGGGGGAGGCUGCCAGCAAGGCCGCAGAGCAGUCUACAAAAGAAGGCAACAACGAGGCUGUGGGGGAGGCCACCAGCAAAGGCAUGGCAGAGGCCACCAGCAAGGGCGGCUAG